Aedes albopictus (Asian tiger mosquito) is the source of this 1749-nucleotide messenger RNA. Its product is annotated as pancreatic lipase-related protein 2-like. NCBI's taxonomy places the organism in Eukaryota, Metazoa, Arthropoda, Insecta, Diptera, Culicidae. The record is from RefSeq and is a predicted model, not a curated record. Gene Ontology annotation, biological process: lipid catabolic process. Gene Ontology annotation, molecular function: lipase activity. The transcript is spliced from 4 exons. The coding region runs from base 452 to 1318 and encodes 288 amino acids.
GUCAAUUCAUUCAUUCAAACUCGAGCCCAUCAAACUGAGCUUCCAUCCAUUCCAAUUCCAACAUAUAUCACCAAAACGCCUCAAAACGUGACUGACAAACCUGUUCGUUCCAGAUCUCGUACAUCUCAAGAACUCGCCUGCGAGGCUUAACCGUAGUACUAUUUUCGUCACUCUACACUUUCUCAAUCUUCAUUCGGUAUGCAAACGGUGCGAUGUCGAGUUAGAGAUAAGCUUCUGCUGCUGGUGUUCCGCGUGACGACAUUACCGAAAAAAUGGGUCAUCCCGAGCGAGCCAUAUAAACGAUCAGCAGGUUUGCACCGCCGACGGCUGAAGCUGCGUGUGCUUGAGGCUGUGAAUGCGAAUGGUUUUGUUUUCAUGAAAUUAUGUAGGCGAUAUAAAGAUCCAAUGGAAUCGGUAACGGCAGGUCAGUGUUAUCUUGGGAAUCGGCACGAUGAGACGAGGGAUUGUCGUGACGGUUCUAGUGUUGCUGACGAGUGGUGGCGGUUUCUGCGACGCGAAAAGACAGAUUCGUGCAGCAUCGGAGGAUAUAUUUUUCGAAGAAAAUGAUGCCUGUGAAUCAACGGAAAAGUUUGCCAUGAUUGUGCACGGAUGGAGGGAAAGCUGUCGGACGGAAUGGAUCGCGGAUAUACAGUCCAAUCUGACACUUCACCGAGGAGGUUGCCUGGUGUGCAUGGACUACAGCAAAUACUCCAUGGAGGACUACUUUGCUGGAUUACUGCCCAAGUUUAAUCUAAUAGCGGAGGCUCUGGUUGGAAAGCUGAAAGAGCUGGAAGCACGAGGCUUUGAUGCGGCCAAUGGGCAUCUCUUUGGGUUCAGUUUUGGUGCACAGUUGUCGAUAGAAGCUGGACGACGGUUCGGGUUUCGGAAGCUCGGACGAUUAGAUGCUUGCGAACCGGCCGGACCCGGUUUCGAUUCCGAUCGGGUCUUUGCCAUGUUGGACCCGAAAUUCGCAGCGAAAAAAGUCCAAUGCAUCCACACCAGCAGCGAUAAGGGAACGUUUCGUCGCGAAUGCCACCAGGAUUGGAACAUGGGUAAUUGCGGCACAAAUCAACUGGCAGCCGGCCCAUACCCGAAGGGAUCGCAUGGGUUGUGCCCGUAUUUCUACAACAGUGCGUUCGCGAACGAGUUCCGUGCCAUCCCGAAACCGAACGAGUGUUUAUCGUUCCGGGCCGUUUGGCCCAUUUCGGACCGUGUUCGGAUGGGUUAUUUCGCCGAUUUGGACAGUGGCAUCACCGGGGACUUCUUCUCACGAACCAUCAAAACGUACCCAUAUAACGAAAUCCCGAAUGAAGUUUAAUUGACGAUUCUUGGAUUAUGGUGAAGGAUUUUGCCGGAGUAGCUGCCUUUCGGUAUUCUAAUUGGAAAAGUUUACCAAUUAAGCGACCCUCGAACGAAAAAAAAAAAAGGGUUCGGAUUAGUUUCAGCAUCGAUUGGCGUAAAUUGCUCCGGCAGUGGAAGGGAAGGGCUAGUGAAAUGUGGUGUAAUAAAGAAUUUUUGAUGAAUAUGGAUUAUUUCGGUUUAUAAUCAUUUACUCAGCCGACCAUGUGGGUAGGCAUGCUUUAGUCUUUUAAUGAUUGGAGAAUUUAAACAAAAUGGUAAUGACGAAGACUGGCGCUCGAGCCUAGCUAUUUAGCACUGUAGUUGGAGGAAAUGCCAAUGCAGAACCCGUAGCUUCCGGGAAGGUAAGCCCAGCUCCCUGGGUUAGUGGGUUGGUGUCAGGCCCUGCGA